This is a messenger RNA of Prinia subflava (tawny-flanked prinia), 2963 nucleotides long. RefSeq names its product cell surface glycoprotein CD200 receptor 1-A-like. The transcript is spliced from 6 exons. Gene Ontology annotation, biological process: regulation of neuroinflammatory response. Gene Ontology annotation, molecular function: signaling receptor activity. Bases 180 to 1103 code for a protein of 307 amino acids. The record is from RefSeq and is a predicted model, not a curated record. Gene Ontology annotation, cellular component: external side of plasma membrane. NCBI's taxonomy places the organism in Eukaryota, Metazoa, Chordata, Aves, Passeriformes, Cisticolidae.
UCUCCAGCUUUGAGGAGCCAGUCAAUCAGGGGCAGGCACAGCUAAAGGAGAGGCAUGAGAAAGGGGGAGAGGAAACACUGACACUGGCUGCUGAGGAUGUACUGGCAGGCAAGAAAUGCUCCCCAUGGCCACAGUUAAGUUGGUGGAGGGAUGGAUGGAGUGACGGAGCUGCCUGAGCCAUGAAAGCAGGAACCAACAUGAAGAUUGCUCAGAAGACUGUGUAUGUUUUUGUGCUGCUCGCCACCACCAUGGUCAUGAGAUUGGCAGGGAACCACAUAGUGUCAGUGACCAUAGGCAACAGCUCAGUUCUCACCUGCCCUAUCCAAGGACAAAUAAGUAUGCUAAUAUGGAAAAUAACCCCCAAGGUCGGAGGACUCUGCACCUUGGUAUACAGGACUGAUACAAACAUGACACACAAAACAAACUGCAGUGACAACAUGAACUGGACAUUCAGUGCAGAUCUGGCUCCUGCCCUUGAGAUACAGCAAGUGGGAAUAGCCCAGGAAGGAAAUUACAGCUGUGAAGUGGCAUCAACAGAAGGGAAUUUUCACACAACGUACCACCUGACUGUGCUGGCCCCGCCGAGGCUGAGCCUGUACUGUGACGAGCAGGGCAGCCCCGUGUGCGAGGCCGCGGCGGGGAAGCCGCCGGCGCAGCUCUCCUGGCUCCCGGAGAGCAGCUCCAGCACGGAGGAGAAGUGCCACGACAAUGGGACAGUGACUGUUCUCAGCAAGUUCACGGCCUGUAGCACCAAUGGAACCAAUGUGACCACCUGCGUGGUGUCCCACCCAGCUGGGAACUGGAGCCAGUCCAUAGCCUGCUGCUCCUCAGAGAAAACCAACUUUUUCCUGUAUGCCUGCAUCAUUUGUGUUCUGAUCAUUACCACCUUGUUGGCUGUCAUUUACUGUUUCAAGCUCCACAGCGAUAGACUAUGCCACAAAACCAAGCCUCCUGAAAUUGCUCCUAUACAUUCCCAACAGGAUGACACGAUGGAAGUGGAACCUUAUACUACUUAUGUGCAGAAGGAAAAUGUAAUUUACAACUCAGUGUCUGAUCUGACAGUGAGGCAGAAUCUUCCACAAGACCUGUGUCCAGAAACAUGAAUGAUUCAACAACACCAGAAAAGGAAAGAGAUACUUUAUAGAAGACUGGUUAUAGAAAGAAAUUUCUCAGAGGAUUUCUUCAGCUUUUGGGGCAGCAUAGAUCACUGGGUCUGCUCAAACAACUCUUCUUGCUGAUGAGUCCAUAGUUCCUUUUUCCCCCGUUUUGCUUUCUUCCUUGGAAGAUGUGACUGACCACACACCACAGAUUUUCCUGGAAAAGAAGUUGUGACCAGUCUUCCCUUCUCUGUGCUUGUCGUGGAGAUCCUAUUUUGUCAGUCACUUGUAGUUGUUACUUUAUGCACUUGACACUAUGAUGCACACAUUUGGGAGAUCAGAGGAGUGUUCUGUCUGAACUAAAACAAAACACUCUUCUACCAACAGCCACUUUUUUCUAAUACAUUUGUUAGUAACACAUGACAUGGGGACUGAUCAUCACUGAAUACCUCAAAUAGCAAAAGGUAGGGAAGACUUGGUUCUUAAAAUGAAAAUAAGGGACAAAUUUAGAAGGUCAUUCACUGAGAAGGCGACUGCACUAGCAUGACUAAUUCACUUGCUAGGUUCAUAUCCAGUAUUUCGAGAUGCCAUUAUGGGAUGACAUACAGAAGAAUCUGGACAAGUUCAAUAAGUGGGCCAAUGGGAAUCUCAUGACAUUUAACAAGACCAAAUGCAAGGUCCUGUACCUGGGUUGGGAAAACCCGUGGUAUCAGCACAGGCUGGGGAUGAACAGAUUGAGAGCAGCCCUGAGGAGGACUUGGGGUGGAUGAGAGGCUGGCCAUGACCCAGCAAAGUGCAUUUGCAUCCCAGAAAACCAAUUGUAUCCUGGGCUGCAUCCAAAGCAGCAUGGCCAGCAGGGGAAGGAGGGGAUUCUGCUCCUCUGCUCUGCUCUGUGAGACCUCACCUGCAGUGCUGCACACAGCUCUGGGGCCCUCAGCACAUGCAGGACAUUGACAUGUUUGCAUAGAUCCAGAGGAGGCCACCAAGGCCAUUAGAGGGAUGGAACACCUCUCCUGUGAGGAAAGGCUGAGAGCAUUGGGAUUGUUCAGCCUAGAAAAGAGAAGGCUUUGGGGUGACAGAAUUGUGGCAUUCCUACCUGGAAAGAACCUGCAAGAAAGACCGAGACAGACUUCUACACAGCAUGCAGUGACAGGGCAGUGGGGAAUGGAUUCACACUGAAAGAGAGUGGGUUUAGGUUAGAUAUUAGGAGGAAAUCCGUUUUCUUUGAGGGUGGUGAGACACUGGAGCAGGUUGCCCAGAGAAGCUGUGGAUGUCCCAUCCCUGUCAGUGUUCAAGAACAGGUUGGAUGGAGCGCUGAGCAACCUGGUCUAGUGAAAGGUGACCCUGCCAGUGCUGGGGUGAUCUUCAAGGUCUCUUCCAAGCCAAACCACUCUAUGAUUUUGUGAUUUCCAAUAAAUAUGUUCAUUCUGUGUUUCAGAUCACUGAUAUAUUAUUUUUCUCUAAAAUUCUAUGAAGAUAUGACAUUCCCCUCUUUCUUAAGAGUAUAAGCAUUAAGAUACUAUAAAAUACUUAUGUUACUCAAAACCCAUAGGCUACUCUUACCAAAGUAACAUAAACAUAAAAUAUUUCAUAACACCAAACAAGUACAAAUAUACCUUUUAUAAAUGUGCAAUAACAUACAAAAAGACUAAAAUUCUUGCUAAUUGUAGUCAUAUUUAUUUUAACUACCACAAUUGAAGUUUUUUUUCAUUUGUAUGUCUAGAUAUUUUACUGAUAUUAUUUCAAUGUACUUGCAAGUUCACUUUUUUGUAUGUAAAUUAGCUUAUGUCUCUUAUUGUGUUUCAUUUUGAGGUGACUCAUUCUCACCUUCAUAAAAUAUCUCUUGGAAAUAAGUAAAGUAUGUUG